Molecule: messenger RNA, 901 nt
Organism: Laccaria bicolor S238N-H82
Lineage: Eukaryota; Fungi; Basidiomycota; Agaricomycetes; Agaricales; Hydnangiaceae
Product: 40S ribosomal protein S3
Exons: 4
Coding region: 41-829 (262 amino acids)
Biological process (GO): translation
Cellular component (GO): cytosolic small ribosomal subunit; nucleus
Molecular function (GO): structural constituent of ribosome; RNA binding
Source: RefSeq, a predicted model, not a curated record
UCGCCGUCGUCGUCGUCCUCAAGCACCCUCAAGCCCCACAAUGUCCUCCCAAAUCAGCAAAAAGCGAAAGUUCGUCGCUGACGGUGUAUUUCGCGCCGAGCUCAAUGAAUUCUUCACCCGCGAGUUGGCAGAGGAGGGUUACUCUGGCUGCGACGUCCGUGUUACCCACGCUCGUACAGAGAUCAUCAUCCGCGCCACGCACACCCAAGAAGUCCUCGGCGAAAAGGGCCGCCGAAUCCGCGAACUCACCGCCCUCGUCCAAAAACGCUUCAAGUUCCCCGAAAACUCGCUUGAGCUGUACGCAGAGAAGGUGCAGUACCGUGGGUUGUCUGCCAUUGCGCAGUGUGAGAGCUUGAGGUACAAGCUCCUUGGUGGGCUUGCCGUUCGUCGCGCAUGCUACGGUGUCCUCCGCUUCGUCAUGGAAUCAGGCGCCAAAGGCUGCGAAGUCGUCGUAUCAGGCAAACUCCGCGCAGCCCGUGCCAAAUCAAUGAAGUUCACUGACGGGUUCAUGAUCCACUCUGGUCAACCCGCCCGCGACUUUGUCGACUACGCCGUCCGCCAUGUUUUGCUUCGUCAGGGUGUUUUGGGUAUCAAAGUUAAAAUCAUGAAAGGGUCAGACCCCGAUGGCCAAACAGGCCCACGCAAACCCCUCCCCGAUUCCGUCCAGAUCCUCGAGCCUCCCGUCGACAAAAUCCCUUCAGAGCCCUCGUCAGAGCAACGGGAGCCAUACUCCGUCCCCGUGGCUGCUGCUGCGCCCACUGAGGAGUACGCGGCGCCCGAUGCUGCUUACCAGCAACCAGAGGCAUAUGCUGAGCAGCCUGUAUUCUGAACAGACAGUUGUAUUUUGUUACCUACCUAGUAUCUUUGAUGGUUGUUUGAAUUCGAAUUCUCAAACGCAUUC